UUUUGUUAGAGGUAAGUAAUCGACGCUUAUGUUUUAUUUCAGCUUCUACGAUAAAUGCGACUUGCAUUUUUGGUUUUGUACUAGCGGGAAUGGUAACUGAAAAAGUUGGAAGACGCCGAGCCAUCGCAAUCCUCAGUUUACCGAUGAUCUUAACUUGGAUUAUGCUCUACUUCGCCAGGAGUUUCGCGAUACUUGUCGCGUCCAGAGUUAUCGUUGGCAUCAGUUAUGGCGGCGUAAUUCUUCUAACUUACGUAACGACUGCAGAAUACACGACAACAAAACAAAGAGCCGCGUUUGUAACCAUCGUAACGGCUGUUGGUCCUUCGAUAGGUACUGCCUUAGGCCACGUGCUAUCUAUUCUGAUGCACUGGAGAACCGUUGCAUUAAUUGGUAUUAUACCCACUGCAUUAUCGAUCGUAUUACCAUUGUUUUGGGUGGAAAGUCCAUCGUGGUUAGCGUCCAAGGGUCGAUUUGAAGAGAGUAUGGCGGCAUACAGAGAACUUCAUGGUCGCAGUGAGGCUACUGAAGUUGAAUUGAAAUUACUUGUAAAUUUUGAGAAAACGAAGCAAAACGAAUUUACACCGAAUAAAAAAUUAUACUUGUCAAUGUUCGAAAAAAUAAUUUUGGCGUUGAAGCAAAUGUAUUUUUGGAAGAUUUCAUUACUUGUCGCAGUUAUAAGCGUGUACAGAGUGGCGGGAGGCAGAAUAUUAUAUAACACAUUAGCGAUUACAAUGUUGCAAGAAAUGACUGAGAAUUCAAACAUUUUAAUGUCCACAUUGCUGGUUGAUGGAUUCAUUGUCACAGGGUCUAUUUUGCCUGUAUAUCUUUUUAGGAAAAUGAAAACUAGAACUUUAUUAUUUUUAUUUGGAUUAACUUCUAACAUUGUGCUAAUAGUGUUAAGUGCAUGCCUGUAUUAUAUUCCAAGAGAAAAUGUGUAUUUUGCGUGGGUGUGUUCCUCGCUUUUAGCAUUUUAUUUUAUUAUUGCAUACGCAGGACCUUAUGCAGUGUUAGAACUAUUACUCUCCGAACUGUAUCCACUCGAACUUAAGUCUUUUUGUACUUUCUUGUACGGUACUUUUGCUGGAUUUGCAACAUUUCUAAGCAUUAAAUUAGCUCCUACAAUGUUUGACAGUAUGGGCUAUCAUGGAGUAUUUUUAUUAAAUGCAACGAUAGUGUUUUUAUGUCUGGGAUACCUUUGGUUUUAUCUACCAGAAACGAAGGGAAGAACUUUGCAGGAAAUAGAACAGUAUUUUAGGAAUGGUAAUUUUGAUAAUGAUAUCGAUUUGAAUCUUGAACAAUGUGAAUCUGACGAUCUUGUAGCUUGA
Messenger RNA from Papilio machaon (common yellow swallowtail), 1325 nucleotides. Its product is annotated as facilitated trehalose transporter Tret1. NCBI's taxonomy places the organism in Eukaryota, Metazoa, Arthropoda, Insecta, Lepidoptera, Papilionidae. The transcript has a single exon. Gene Ontology annotation, molecular function: transmembrane transporter activity. Bases 90 to 1325 code for a protein of 411 amino acids. The record is from RefSeq and is a predicted model, not a curated record. Gene Ontology annotation, cellular component: membrane. Gene Ontology annotation, biological process: transmembrane transport.